Messenger RNA from Daucus carota subsp. sativus, 1803 nucleotides. RefSeq lists its product as uncharacterized. The record is from RefSeq and is a predicted model, not a curated record. NCBI's taxonomy places the organism in Eukaryota, Viridiplantae, Streptophyta, Magnoliopsida, Apiales, Apiaceae. The coding region runs from base 166 to 1668 and encodes 500 amino acids. The transcript has 4 exons.
CAAGAGAAUCCUUGAAGUUGCUUGACUGAUCUUUGUUUUAUACUUUAAAGCAACACAUAAUGCACUCACACAUAUAUUUACAUUAACAUUGAUCAUUAUACUUAUAUAUAGUUAACUAAGUUUGAUUCUAUAAUAUACAUCAAGUGUUACAACCGACGGUCAAGUAUGGAAGUGCAUUAUGAAAAAUAUUUAGCGUCCUUGUGUGUGAUGAUUAUGUUAAUGUGUUCAGUUUCAUGGGUGAGAGGAGGAGAUGUGACGGCUAUAGGCGAUCCGGGGAUGAAGAGGGACGGGCUAAGAGUGGCGAUAGAGGCAUGGAAUCAGUGUAAUGAGGUUGGUGAAGAAGCUCCUGAUAUGGGCAGUCCGCGCCAGGCUGAUUGCUUUGAUCUUCUGCCUCAUCAUUCUACUCCUACAUCAUCUCUUCCAUUUGAGUUGAUCCACAGAGUGAACCAGACGGAUAACAUGUAUGGGAUUAUGAAUGCGCAGAAGCAAGGACUGAAGGAUAUCGAUCUUGAUAAAUACGCAGCUUGGAAAGAGGUUUAUUUGGGAACCAAAUGCCAGGUUUCAGAUAAGCCUACACCAUGGCAGUUUUGGAUGAUCAUGCUCAAGAGUGGCAACAUGGACACAUUAGCUGCUGUGUGCCCUGAAAACGGGAAGAAAGCGCAGCCCUUUCCACAAGAAUCUCGGUUUCCUUGUUUUGGCCAAGGCUGCAUGAACAUGCCGAGGAUAUAUCAUGAUUAUACUAGUGUUCAGGGGAACAGUUCUAUGAAGGGAAGAUUUUACGGAACAUGGGACUUAUCUGCGAAUAUUACAACUGCCAAAACGGCAAAUGAAACUUCUUAUUACUCUGUUACUUGGGAGAAGGAGAUUGGCAGAAAAGGAAGUUGGGUUUUUCAUCAUUUCUUGAAGACCUCAACGAACUAUCCAUGGUUGAUGCUUUACUUGAGAUCAGAUGCUACCAACGGAUUUUCAGGAGGGUAUCAUUACCAAACAAGAGGAAUGACAAAAAUUGUUCCGAAAUCACCACAUUUCAAAGUGAGAUUCACACUGGAUAUAAAGCAAGGAGGAGGUCCUAAGAGCCAGUUCUACCUAAUGGACAUCGGAAGUUGUUGGAAGAACAAUGGACAGCCUUGUGACGGAGAUGUCACCACAGACGUGACACGCUAUAGUGAGAUGAUCAUCAAUCCAGGCACAGAGGCAUGGUGCAAGCCAGAUGAUCUGGGGAAAUGUCCUCCUUACCACACUCUAUUAAACGGGACUAAAAUUCAUCGUUCGGAUACACGAGACUUCCCUUAUGAUGCUUAUCAUAUUUACUGUUCCCCUGGAAAUGCAGAGCAUAUUGAGAGCCCGUUUAACUACUGUGAUGCUUAUAGCAAUCCGCAACCUCAGGAAAUACUGCAGAUUCUCCCACAUCCGGUGUGGGGAGAAUACGGAUAUCCAAUACGGAAGGGGCAAGGCUGGGUUAAUGACUCAAGAACUUGGGAACUUGAUGUUGGCAGACUCUCACAAUCACUUUAUUUUUACCAGGAUCCGGGAGCUGCGCCGUUUGAAAGGCAUUGGCCAUCAAUUGACUUAGGAACUGAGAUUUAUAUCAGUGAUAACCAAGUGGCAGAGUGGACUGUCAGCGAUUUCGACAUCAUAGUUCCUGAUACACAAUCUGCUGAGGCAUAGGGGAGAUUGGGGAAUGUUGUUCGCACUGCAAGAUGUAAAUGCUGGUGCCUGUGUUAUGCAAGAUUUUUAUUUAUCACUCUUUGUUUAUAGAUUUCCAUCAAAUAAAAGAUCAACAUUAUACAGAACACAUCAAAA